AUGCCGAUCGAAUUCACUGUCUUCAAGGGGGCUAAGGACGGAUCAAUUCGUCAGGAUACCACCCGUCGUGACGAUCUCAAACGAGACGAUGUUUUCGUCCGUGUCACCCAUUCUGGUGUUUGUUUUACCGAUGUUCAUUUUCUGAACUCGGACAUGGCGCUGGGGCACGAGGGAGCCGGAGUGGUGGAGGCGACCGGUCCAGACGUGAAGUUGCUAAAGAAGGGUGAUCGGGUGGGCUGGGGAUAUGAACACGACUGCUGCGGCCAUUGUCGACAGUGUUUGACUGGUUGGGAGACUCUCUGCGCCGAGCGCAAGAUGUAUGCCGUGGACGACCUUGACCAGGGCUCGUUCGCUAGCCAUGCAGUUUGGCGCGAGGCAUUCUUAUUCCAAAUUCCCGAUAGAGUCUCGAAUGAGGACGCUGGUCCCUUGAUGUGCGGCGGAUCGACGGUGUGGAAUGCGCUCCAUGUCGCUCAGGUUCGCCCGACCGCACGCGUGGGAAUCGUUGGUUUGGGUGGAUUGGGCCAUUUAGCCAUCCAGUUUGCAGCAAAGAUGGGUUGUCAAGUCAUCGUAUUCUCUGGUUCCGAUAGCAAGAAGAAAGAGGCGAUGGAACUGGGGGCGACCGAGUUCCUGGCCACCAAGGGAGCGAAGGAGCUGAAGCUUGAGAAGCCCAUUGAUAACCUGCUUGUCACCACAAGUAGCCAGCCAGAUUGGCAGCUUUACCUCAGUGUUAUGGCUCCCAACGGUGUCAUUUCCCCGCUUUCAGUGGACGCAGGUGAUCUCAAGAUCCCCUACAUGCCGUUGCUGCAGAAUGGUCUUCGAGUUCAAGGUGGCAUUGUCUCCGCGCGGCAAGUUCAUCGAGACAUGCUUGAGUUUGCUGCUGUCCAUGGUAUCAAACCAGUAAAGAUGACCUUCCCAUUGACUUUGGAAGGCGUGAAGGAUAGCCUGAAGACCUUACAAGACGGCAAAAUGCGGUAUCGCGGUGUUCUCGUCGCAGGUAAAUAG
Molecule: messenger RNA, 1002 nt
Organism: Penicillium waksmanii
Lineage: Eukaryota; Fungi; Ascomycota; Eurotiomycetes; Eurotiales; Aspergillaceae
Product: NAD(P)-dependent alcohol dehydrogenase
Exons: 1
Coding region: 1-1002 (333 amino acids)
Biological process (GO): alcohol metabolic process
Molecular function (GO): zinc ion binding; alcohol dehydrogenase (NADP+) activity
Source: RefSeq, a predicted model, not a curated record